Lactuca sativa (garden lettuce) is the source of this 2512-nucleotide messenger RNA. RefSeq lists its product as uncharacterized. Gene Ontology annotation, molecular function: protein binding. The record is from RefSeq and is a predicted model, not a curated record. Lineage: Eukaryota; Viridiplantae; Streptophyta; Magnoliopsida; Asterales; Asteraceae.
AUUUCCCUUUCCCGUUAAAACCCUUUCCACCUUUCCGUUAAUCCUCCGCUCCCUUUCCGUCCAGCGUCGACGGUGUACUGCUUAUCGAACCUACUAUGACUCCCACCCAUUCUCGCCCCUGUCUGCAACCUCUAACCACUGAUACAAAACCCUCUAAAUUGAGGGCUUAGACGCUGUUUCAUCGCCGUCGUCGGCCAAUGGUGGUGAAAAUGAUCAUUUGGUUAGAGAAGACGAGGAGGAAAGGAAGGGAGGCGAAAGGGCCUACUCAUCGGGUUAGGGUUGUUACAAUUUCAAAAUCGAAGCCGGUUUCAUUUCCGGGUACGGUGAUCUCUAGCAAUGGCUCUCAUCUGGCUGUUUACCAGGAAUUUAUAGAACCCGUCCCUGGAAAUCGCAAGGAGGGCAAUUGGAGACUUGGAAGUUCAUUAAUUGAAGAGUCAACAAAUGUCGUGUCAUAAAUGUUUGGGAGUGUAUCAUACUCCAAAAGGGAAAGGGUGAAGUUGAAGGAGUCACUGACAAAGUGACAAUGGAAUAGAUGGAAUAGAGUUAUGUAUGGAAAUUUUGAGCAUUGACUUGAUGACUUAUGUGUGGAAAUUUUGAGCAUUGACUUGAUGACUUAUGUGUGGAAAUUAUUAUUAUUCAUACAUAUUCAUUUCAUCAUAUAUCAAAUGUUUUCCAAGCAAAGCUAAGCAAACCAAACCUAACAGGAAGUUUAAUGUUGUGAGUGUCUCUACAAAGCCACCAUUAGCUGCUAAAAUGGAGUGUUGGGCUUGUAGUAAGCAUAAAUCAUUUCUAUGUUGGCUGUUGAUGUUAAUGAUGAUACAUAUUCUAAUAAUGGCUGAGCAUACACAAGGGGAUUGUGUAGAAGAGGAGAGAAAGGCACUACUGGAAAUCAAAACCUCCUAUAUGAAGUCAUAUGGUUCUGAAAUUGACAAUUUUCUCCCUACCUGGGUUGAUUAUGGCGGUGGUACCCCUGGGGAUGGUGGCAGCAACUGCUGUGAUUGGGAGAGGAUCAACUGCAGCACAACAACGGGUCAUGUGACAAAACUCUCUUUGUACAAUUUAAUAGGGGUGGAAGAUGUUUACAUGGAUAAUGAGAGCAAGUUGUGGCCAUUGAAUGUUUCUUUGUUUCUUCAUUUUAAAGAGUUGACAAGUCUCAAUUUGUCACAUAAUUCUCUUGAUAAAGAGUUCAUGAAGUCAGGGCUUGAAAGGCUGUCGAGUUUGAAGAAGUUGGAGGUACUAGACCUCAGUUUCAAUUUUGAUAUUGAUAACAACAUCCUUCCAUCAUUGAUGACACUCACUUCACUCAAAGUCUUGGAUCUUAGCAACACUAGCUUGAAUGGAAACUUCCCUACCAAUGAAUUUGCUGCUUUAGAGAACUUGGAGGUGUUGGAUCUAAGCUAUUGUGGCUUCAAUGGUACCUUUGAGGUUCAAGGUUCUGAGAGGGUUUCCAGAUUGAGGAAAUUGAAAAGUUUAAAUCUUGCGGGCAACUGGUUUAAUGAAAGCGUUAUAACAUCUCUAAGUAUCCUUUCAUCACUUACAAACUUGGAUCUUAGCAGAAAUCCAAUGUCGGGACCAUUUCCAGCUCUAGAAUUAUCACAUCUCACUAACCUGGAGGAGCUGGAUUUAAGUGAAACAGGGCUCAAUGGCACACCAAAUAUCCAAGAUUGUAAGACCUUAUCGAGAUUGAAAAGGCUGAAGAGUAUAAAUCUAUCAGAUAACAAUUUCAACAAGAGCAUCAUAUCAUGCCUAACUGCCCUCCCAUCCCUCAAGAUUCUUGACCUUACAUCUUCUUUUUCAUGGGGAAGUUCCUUUCCUGUCCAAGAAUUCCUUAAUUUGUCUGAUUUGGAGGUCCUCCUCUUGAGCAGUAAUGGUUUCAAUGGAACAAUACCAAUUGAAGCUUUUGCAUCUUUCCGCCAUCUGGAGGUUUUAGAUUUGAGUGGCAACAGUUUUGUUGGGAGCGUCCCAUCAGCAAUACAGGCAUUAUCAUCCCUAAGAGCUCUCUCAUUUGCUCGCAAUAAGCUCAACGGCUCAUUACCGGAUCAUGGAUUGUGUGAGUUGAAGAACCUCCAUGAGUUGGAUCUUAGCAACAACAUGCUCCAUGGAACUCUGCCUCAGUGUUUGAAAAAUCUAUCAUCUCUUAAGUUGUUGGAUAUUUCUUCAAACCAAUUCUCAGGGAUACUUAAGCCAUCCCUCAUUGCUAAUCUUACAUCUCUCGAGUAUAUUGAUUUUAGUCAUAACAAAUUUGAAGGUUCAUUCUCCUUCAGCUCCUUAUCCAAUCAUAUAAAGCUUGAGGUUGUUCAAUUUAGAAGUUCAAUACACAACAAAAAGGCUCUUUCUCAGCUACAAGGGUGGCAUCCUUGAUUACAUGGCAGGAUUGGAUUUUUCCUGUAACAAACUAUCCGGUGAAAUUCCACAACAACUCGGAUUCUUAACUCAUCUUCGUGCUUUAAACCUGUCUCACAAUCACCUCACUGGACCCAUUCCUGUGAACUUCUCAAAUCUUGCAAAAAUA